Molecule: messenger RNA, 2543 nt
Organism: Aphanomyces astaci
Lineage: Eukaryota; Oomycota; Saprolegniomycetes; Saprolegniales; Verrucalvaceae
Exons: 1
Coding region: 1-2460 (819 amino acids)
Source: RefSeq, a predicted model, not a curated record
AUGGACGAAGCAUGGGCCGACGCGGCAUGGAAGGGCCUGGAGCUCCAAGGAUGGGAAGAGAUGGAGCUCAGUGCGACCAAGUACUGCUACAUCAGCCCUGACAUCGACUCUGUCGAUGCGUUCCAGAAGAACGCGACGGCGUUUGGCACGAAAGGUGAAGCCGUGACCUUCGCGCUGCAUAACACGACAGCAUUUGAACACAUCCAGCCCUUCCUGUGGGACCACAUGCGAAUGACCUUGGGAUGGAAACUUCUUCAUCGUCAAGGAAAGUCCCCAUGGUAUGUCAUGCCCAACCUCGACCUGGACGAACUGCUACCAAGCGUCAACCUGUUCGAGUCCACCAUCGACGCCGUCGAAGCGUACCUUGCACCUAUUGUCACCAAUGUCAAACGAAAGCAAGUUGUGUCGCCGCGAAAAGAUUCCCCAGUCAAGCGACACAAGACCAGUCCCGCAACAGGUUCGGUUGAUGGAUCACCUUCAGUCGAAGAAAUCUCCGACGAGCACAUGCCUACCAAGUCCGAGCUGGUCGUCCAUGCAGUGGGUACUGUCACGUCACAAGAGGCACUCGUUGUUGAAUCCGUCAAGGCGCAUACUGCAUCAACAGCACCAGUCAAAGUCGAUUCCGUCGCAGGUGAGGUAAUCCCGUCAAGUACUGAAGUGGUCGACACGACAGAAGCUGCUGCUCCAUCCAGCCCUUCCCUUCGCAUCACGCGAUCGAUUUCUGUGCGGUUGUCGUUAGACGAAGUCCACAUGAAGUCCCCGGCGACCCCUCGAUCCAAAUCAAGUCCGUCGAAAGCGAAGUCCCCAAAACGGCCAUCCACGCCGCGCAAACUUCCGUCCGACGCCGCUGCGAGCACCCCCACACGUACAUCGCCGCGGAAUGUAAAAGCAUCCACGCCAACCACGACCCCUUCAAAACGAAAGUCCCCCCAAACCAAGUUGAAGAUGGAACAAGCAUCGCCUUCAAAGUCACCCAGAGCUGCCAGCGUUCACGCGAAAGCCUCGCCGCGAACAUCCAAAGCAAGCUCUCGUGCUGCGGCGUCUCCCUGUGUCGACCACGUAUUGGCCAAGGCACCUAGAAAGACUUCGACCCCCCCUUCCAAAAUCCCGGCGACCAAGUCGUCGAAACCCAAGACGCCGACUAAAGCCAAGUCGCCGUCCAAGUUCAAGCAGGAUUCCUGCGACACGGUCAUCACGUCCACGAGCGCGCUGUACUUGAAGAACUUGUCCACCAAACUGUCGUCUGCAGUGGUGAAAAAGCACCAUCCCGACCCUGCGACACGUAACCAAUCCCCCAAGAAGGAAGCCCUCGCAUCGCCCGCGAAGCGGUCGCCCCCUUCCACGCCCCACGUAAAACCAACCCCAGAAGAAGCCUCUACUACGCCAACGAAACAAAACAGCUCUAAAGUAGCCGCGGACAACGACAGAAAGCAGACAUGCGUUGCAGAGGGGGUGCCGACGUCCAAGCCAUCGCGUCCAGCUGCCGCCCCCACCCCCACACAGAUCAAACCCAUCCACAAGUCGGCGUCCCCCGUCGUCCCGGGCUCUGCCCUACAAACAGGUUUGCCUGCUAUGAUCAAGUAUGAACAAAGCCAGUCGCCCCCACUCGGCAUUUCUCCCCCCAAGACCAAGAACCAGCUUCAAUUGGAUUCCAUCAACGACAAGCUCAACGGAUCGCCCAUGACGUCGUCAUCCCUCAUGGAUAUCCUCAACCUCGUGGGCACACCACCACCACCCACUGCCGCCACCACCACCACCACCCAACUAAGUACUUCGCACGGGUGCAACUGGUCGCUCGAGUCGCCUGGUAAGCGACCGUGGCAUGCCAUCACAGGCGGUUCCAGCUCGACGUCUCCAAAGAAGCGACGAACAAACGCGGCGCUCAUUUCAACCAUCAUGAACGCCAACUCGCCCGUCGAGGCCAAAUCCGACGAGUCCAUGGCGUCGUUCAUCCAAGACACCGUGUGCGACGACGUACCGUCGCCCGAGCAGACCCAGUACACGCCGUCGCGUCCUGGUGUUGCGUGCCGCGACGUGGGCAUGGACGACAUCUUGAACACGGCGAUGGGCCAUCUCACCAGCAACGCUUCGUCCCCAUCAUCGUCCUAUGUGACGCCCCAAGUCGUCGAGAAAACCCAAUCGCGGCUGCUCUCGCCUGCAAAGGACGUGAGUUUCCGCACCAAAGUCCUGCAGCAGUUCAACCACGGCGGAUGGCGGUCUGUGGCCCCCAAGCUGUCAGAGAAGGGGGGGUCGUACACGUACUCGCACGACAAGCUGGACGCGCGGUUCACACGCGACGACCUGCUCAAGUACGCCAACACCCACGACAUAUUUGGCAACCCCGCGUUGAUGGACCCGCGCAUGGUUUAUCGAGCUGUCCGAGGUUCCCCGCAGCGAACAAGCCCGCCCGAGGCGGUCACGCCUCGACCGGCAUCCGAUUGGAGCGCCAUUAUCGUCUGAGAUACAGGACGCGACUCGCCAUGACCGACGACCACGUACGUACGUAGUUUGUACCAGUGUAAAUUAUCAAAAGCAAAACCACA